Molecule: messenger RNA, 2354 nt
Organism: Vitis riparia (riverbank grape)
Lineage: Eukaryota; Viridiplantae; Streptophyta; Magnoliopsida; Vitales; Vitaceae
Product: F-box/LRR-repeat protein 14-like
Exons: 17
Coding region: 213-2021 (602 amino acids)
Biological process (GO): SCF-dependent proteasomal ubiquitin-dependent protein catabolic process
Cellular component (GO): SCF ubiquitin ligase complex
Molecular function (GO): protein binding
Source: RefSeq, a predicted model, not a curated record
UCUCUUCUUCUUCUUUGCACUGCUUUUUCUCCCCUUUCACUUGAUCCUCUCUCUCUCUUUCCCCCAACAAUUCCACCGUUUCAAACUCUAAGCCGUCUAUCUCUUGAUUUUUCCCACUUGAUUAGAGAGUUCCGUUUUCAGAAAUGGGGUUCCAUAUCAUUCUGAUGCAUGUUUCAUGAUAUCAAACGGGUAAUUUUCAAGCACAUCGUUCAAUGGGUGGAGUUUGUUCAAGGAAGAGAGACCAACAGGUUGAUGAAGAUGGUGUGCAGAUACAGGUCUCUGGGAGGUAUGGCAAAAGUGGCAGUUCAAAAUGGUUGAGAACCUCCUUUUCUCGGCCUGUUAUAGAUUGCCAGUUAGGAAGAGAAAGUUGCCCGUCUCUGAUGGAAUUAUGCAUUCAUAAAAUAUGCGAGGACAUUGAUAGAUAUACCAAAUUUUCCAUGCUGCCAAGGGAUAUAUCUCAACAAAUCUUCGACAAAUUUGUGGAUUCCCAUUGUCUUACUUCUGCUUCUCUUGAAGCUUUUCGAGAUUGUGCUAUACAGGAUGUUAAUUUGGGAGAAUAUCCUGAAGUGAAUGACAGCUGGAUGGAUAUUAUUUCUUCACAAGGCUUGUCUUUACUCUCUGUUGAUCUUUCUGGAUCCAGUGUUACAGACGAUGGGCUGAGUCUCCUGAAAGAUUGUUCAAACAUCCAAGCGCUUAGUUUCAAUUACUGUGAUCAAAUUUCAGAGGCCGGUCUAAAAAAUAUUAGUGGUCUUUCAAACUUGACAUCUUUGAGUUUUAAAAAGAGCAACACUGUUACUGCUGAAGGAAUGCGUGCCUUUUCCAGCUUAGUUAACCUAGCAAAGUUGGACCUGGAAAGGUGUUCUUCGAUUCAUGGUGGACUUAUUCAUCUUAAAGGUUUAACAAAGCUGGAGUCACUUAACAUCAGAUAUUGUAAAUGCAUUACAGAUUCAGACUUGAAGGCUCUUUCAGGACUUACUAGCUUGAAGGAGUUACAGAUGUCCUGCAGUAACAUUACAGAUAUUGGAAUUUCUUACUUGAAAGGUUUAUGCAAGCUUAUGUUGUUGGAUGUGGAAGGAUGCCAUGUUACCACCUCAUGUUUGGAUUCUCUAUCAGCUCUUGUUGCCCUGUCAUACUUAAAUCUUAAUAGAUGCGGUUUAUCUGAUGUUGGAUGUGAGAAAUUUUCUGGAUUAAAAAAUUUGAAGGUGUUAAACAUGGGAUUCAACAAUAUAACUGAUGCAUGUUUGGUGCAUCUGAAAGGAUUAAAAAAUUUGAAGGUGUUAAACAUGGGAUUCAACAAUAUAACUGAUGCAUGUUUGGUGCAUCUGAAAGGUUUAACAAAUUUGGAGAGCUUGAACCUGGAUUCGUGUAGUAUUGAGGAUGAAGGGCUGGCUAAUUUGACAGGCCUCUCACUCUUGAAAUGUUUGGAAUUGUCUGAUACUAAAGUGGGAAGCAAUGGACUCUGUCAUCUCUCAGGUUUGACUAAACUUGAGAGCUUAAAUUUGUCCUUCACAUUAGUAACUGACAGUGGUUUAAAAAAAUUGUGUGGAUUGACAUCCCUUAAAUCGCUAAAUCUGGAUGCUCGCCAAAUCACGGAUGCUGGGCUUGCAGCUAUCACCAGUUUGACUGGGUUGACUCAUCUGGAUCUGUUUGGGGCUCGUAUUUCGGAUGCUGGAACAAACUGUUUGAGACACUUCAAGAACCUCCAGACACUAGAAAUAUGCGGUGGAGGAUUAACCAACGCUGGAGUAAAGAAUAUCAAAGGCCUUGCUUCCUUGACACUGUUGAACCUGUCACAGAACUGCAACCUGACUGAUAAAACCUUGGAAAUGAUUUCUGGAUUGACUGCAUUAGUGUCUCUAAAUGUGUCAAAUUCUCGCAUAACAAACAACGGGUUACAGCAUUUGAAGCCUUUGAAGAAUUUACUUUCACUAUCCUUGGAGUCCUGCAAGGUGACUGCAUCUGAAAUCAGGAAGCUUCAGUCAACUGCCCUUCCCAAUUUGGUAAGCUUUCGACCUGAAUAGUUUGGGAACUGCUGAAAAAUACUUUGUAAAUUCCUGCUUUAUACUUGAAUAGUUCCAAAACUGUCGAAAAAUACUUUGUAAAUUCUUGCUAUCAGCCCAGGAUAGCUUUGUUUAUCUAUUGUGUAUCUAUCUAUCUAAAACCUUCUUCAGUACUGUACAUACCGCAUAGCAGAAAUAAAAUAUGGAUGGAUGUAAAUAUAAAGCUUUGUUUAUCUAUUGUAAAUAGAUGCUUGUUUGGAUGUAAACUACUGCUAUGAAGUGUGGAAUAAAACAAUUUCAAGCCAUGCAGAAUGCUGGAUUCUGCUGUUGGAUUAUGAAUAUUUUCUUUCAGAA